UUAAACAUUUCGUCAAGUUUUUUGUGACGUGUGAAUUGAGAAGAAUUUUUAUUUUCCUAUUUCUCGGGGUUUAUAUUAUAGAAUUCUAUAAUAUAUCUCAACUUUAAUUUAGGUUUAAUCUUUAGAAUUGUUUUUCGACGGAUGUCUAAGUGAAAAGUUGAUUAAUUCCGCAAAAAGUAUUCCCGGUGCUUUUUUGAGGUUAUGGUGCAUUGUUUACACUUUCCAAGGAAAAUGAAGAAAUCCCCUUUUUGGCUCUUAGGAGGAGUGGGAAUUUACUCCUUGAUAUCCUUUUGGAUCUUUAACAAAGUCUACAGCACUACACAGCAGGUGGUUGAUGAGGAAUUUCACAUUAGACAAGGGAUUCACUACUGCAAUGGGAAUUUUUCAGUGUGGGAUCCAAAGAUUACAACAUUCCCAGGACUUUAUUUUGUAUCAACUGUAUUCUUGCUUCCUCUGAAACUCUGUCAAACGUACUAUCUUCGAUUGGUGUCUUUGGGAGCUUCAGUACUCAACAUUUACUGGAUUUAUGAAAUCCGGAAGGGAAUUGUGAAGGAUAAGAGAUGGAAAAAUUGGCCAACGUGGGGAUAUGUUCUGGAUGCAAUAAGCGUCUCAUUCCUUCCGCCAAUGUAUUUCUUUGCUUUCCUUUACUACACGGAUAUCUUGUCAAUUAGUGCUACUUUGGGAAUGGUGCACUUCUCCCUGAGAAGACGACACAAGAUAGCAGCAAUAGCAGGCUUUGCAGCUGUUGUCAUGAGACAAACGAAUAUUGUAUGGGUAGGAGGAGUUUUUGGUGUUAAUGUUUUGGACAAAUUGGUCACAAAAACCUUAAAGAAGAAAGCUCAAAAGGAUCUUAACUAUGUUUAUGGAAUUGGGGACGUCCUGAAAGCUAUUGGCUAUUACCUCAAGAGGCUUUCGUCGCUCCAUGUUAGCGUUUUCCCAAUAAUUAGCCAAUUUUAUGGAUAUAUCCUUGUGAUGAUGGCUUUUAUCACAUUUCUCUGGAUCAAUGGCUCAAUUGUAGUGGGCGAUAAAAGUGCACAUGAAGCUACAAUUCAUCUUAUGCAGAUUGCAUACUUUGCGGCGUUUUUCGCAUUCUUCGCUAGCGGGAUGCUGCUUAUGCAUCUUCAGGAUAUCCUGAGAAGUGUCCCAAAGAAGUGGUACCUUCUGCUAAUGCUUAGCGUCUUUUUCUUCCUGACUGUGAAGUACAACACUGUGGUGCAUCCUUACCUGCUCGCCGACAAUCGUCACUUCACCUUCUACUUGUGGAAUAGAUUCCUCGGGAAACCUCUGGCCAGGUACCUUGCAAUUCCUCUCUAUGUUUUUGGCACAAUUAGUCUCUCUGCUGUUCUCGGGAAUCAGAAUGCAGGCUUCAAAAUAGUCUAUUUCCUCUGUACAAUUGUUUCUGUGGCUCUUCAGAGUAUGAUAGAAGUUCGCUAUUUCCUAAUGCCCUUCCUCCUUAUCCGACUCCUCUAUCCCAAACCCAUCAAUUUUAGUUCAAUUGCCAUCGAAUUGACUUUCAAUAGCACUAUAAAUAUUGCAACAUUUUACAUUUUCUUCACAAAAACAUUCUACUGGAGUGAUUAUAGUGAACCACAGAGAAUUAUGUGGUAAGGACAAUGUGCUUAAAAGGCUACAAUUCUGGCUCUCUGACCUCAUAUUUUGUGGGGGGCUGUUAAACAGGAAAUAAGGAUAUGGGGUGUGCUCUAUUUUUCCCACCCACUCAACCCCAUUGUUUGCACCCUGUGUUUGUGCGUAAUAAAAAAGCGACGAUAUCAAUCCAAUCUUUUCCCUUUGUACUCCAAACAUGUGGAUGUUCUGUCGAAUGAAUCAAUAAAUCAAAACUAAAGG
Molecule: messenger RNA, 1845 nt
Organism: Phlebotomus papatasi
Lineage: Eukaryota; Metazoa; Arthropoda; Insecta; Diptera; Psychodidae
Gene: Alg10
Product: putative Dol-P-Glc:Glc(2)Man(9)GlcNAc(2)-PP-Dol alpha-1,2-glucosyltransferase
Exons: 4
Coding region: 202-1608 (468 amino acids)
Biological process (GO): dolichol-linked oligosaccharide biosynthetic process; protein N-linked glycosylation
Cellular component (GO): endoplasmic reticulum
Molecular function (GO): dolichyl pyrophosphate Glc2Man9GlcNAc2 alpha-1,2-glucosyltransferase activity
Source: RefSeq, a predicted model, not a curated record